Molecule: messenger RNA, 1164 nt
Organism: Tarenaya hassleriana
Lineage: Eukaryota; Viridiplantae; Streptophyta; Magnoliopsida; Brassicales; Cleomaceae
Exons: 3
Coding region: 1-1164 (387 amino acids)
Source: RefSeq, a predicted model, not a curated record
AUGUUCGCACAGCUUAUGCAGGGUCAAGAAGCUAUUCACACCGAGAUACGUGAAAAUCAACAAGAGACCGACGCUCACUUGAAGCUUGUCGAUAACCAAAUAGCUCAACUUGUUGUCUAUAUACCUUCGCAACCUCAAGGAUCACUUCCAGGUGAGUCUUCUUACUCUAGAUCUGCGAUCACCUCUAACAUUCAGUCUGCAGAUACUCUAGUUAAGAUGACAUGUGAGGACGAACCAAAGUAUGUACCUCCACCUCCCAGACCUCUUCCAGUUUCAUUCCCUUCACGACUUGUGCAACAAAAAGAGGUCAGCCAGUUUAAGCGUUUCACGGACAUGAUAAAGAAAUUGGAGGUCACAAUACCUUUUCAUGAGGUAAUCACUCAAAUGCCCUCCUAUGCCAAAUUUCUCAAGGAUAUUCUGGCUAGGAAGAAGACAGUGGAGAAGGAGACAGUAGCAUUAACCAAAGAGUGCAGUGCCGUUUUUCAGCACGAUUUACCCCGUAAGAUGGCAGACCCAGGUAGUUUCUCCAUUCCUUGCAAACUGGGCAAUCUCUUUAUUGAACAGACGUUAUGUGAUCUAGGAGCAAGCGUAAGCCUAAUGCCAUUGUCAAUCUUCAAGAGACUAGGUGUGGAUGAACUCAAACCCACACAAAUGAUAUUACAGUUGGUAGAUAGGUCGACCAAACGACAUGCAGGUAUAGUAGAGGAUAUGCCACUUAAGGUGGGUGAUUAUUACAUGCCUGUCGAUUUUGUGGUUCUUGACAUGGAUGCAGAUUCAAGCAUGCCUAUCAUUCUAGGACGUCUCUUUCUCAACACAGCAGAUGUCGUCAUCCACGUCAGAGCGGGUCGUCUUACUAUGUCCAUUGGAGACGAGACAAUAGAAUUCAUGCUCAAUCAAAAUGACAAUCCAGACGAAAGUGUGAAAUCUAUUUGUUCAGUUUACAAGCUCAAAACGCCUAAGAACCAGGACCACAGACACAAGGUUAAGAGAGGACCAGAUCCAGAUAGGACAAAAGGUAAGAAAGAAGCUAACAUGGUUGAACAUGUCACUAACUCAUCAGACCAUCAUGAGAACUGGCUCGAAUCUCAUGCAUCACCAGAUUUUUCUCUACUAGGUUGGCAGAAGAUCGAUAAUCUUCACCCAUUAGACCCAUCCGGUAGUUGA